This is a messenger RNA of Peromyscus eremicus (cactus mouse), 399 nucleotides long. RefSeq names its product phospholipase A2-like. The transcript is spliced from 4 exons. Gene Ontology annotation, molecular function: phospholipid binding; signaling receptor binding; calcium ion binding. Gene Ontology annotation, biological process: positive regulation of fibroblast proliferation; fatty acid biosynthetic process; arachidonate secretion. The record is from RefSeq and is a predicted model, not a curated record. Lineage: Eukaryota; Metazoa; Chordata; Mammalia; Rodentia; Cricetidae. Bases 1 to 399 code for a protein of 132 amino acids.
AUGAAACUCCUGCUAGUGCUGUGCGUUCUUGUAUCAGGCGCUACCACACAUAUCAUCAGCCAUCCGGCUGUGAGCAACUUCAACGAUGUGAUCACAUGCACCAUUCCUGGGAGUGUUACCUUGGUGGGAUAUGAAGACUAUGGCUACUACUGUGGCUUCAGGCACUCAGACACUCCGGUGGAUGAGUUAGACAGGUGCUGCCAGACUCAUGACAAUUGCUAUGGUCAGGCCAUGAAGAUGGAAAGCUGCAAAUUCCUCAUAGACAACCCCUACAGCAGCUCCUACUCAUACUCCUGCUCUGGGAAUGAGGUCACCUGCAGUGACAAAAACAACCCCUGUGAGGCCUUCAUCUGCAACUGUGACCGUGAGGCCGCCAUCUGCCUCUCCCAAUCUCCAUAA